UAAUAAGUUCACUCUCUCUAGUUUGAAAAUUUUACUGUCUUUCACUUUUCCAUAGCUUUCCCGGCAAAAUGGCACGGAAGAGCAACAAGCGAUCGGUUCCCGGCGUUUUGUGGCGCAUGUUCCGCCACCGUGCGCGAACUCUCUCAGACACCGUCACAUCCUUGCUCCCUCCUCCGCCGGAGCUUUGCCGAUGCGACGGUCGCUGUUGCCUUGGCUGCACCCUCGACGCCAAGUCCUUUCUCCUCCGACCCGACGAUCCUUCCGAUUACCGCAAACUCCUAACUCAGUGCUACGUCGUCGUUUCCGAAAACGCACCUGCGCUCCCGUUCUUCGUCCCCCUCUCCGGCUUGUCUCAGGAUCAGGUUGUGAAGAGGACCAUUGAACAGAUGCUGCAUCGAAGGGAACCAGUUUCGAAUAUGUUGUGCUCUGGUUAUGAUAGGAUUAAAUGUUCAAGCCGUACUGUGGAGCUUUUGUCCAGUGCAUCUUGGUCUCUUCUUUUAAGCAGGGUUGGGGAUGAUUUUAUGAUUUACCUACUAAGGAAUACAUCAAUAUUCUUGCCAGCUCCCCUUGGAAACCAUCACCAGGUGGGAGGUCCUCCUAUCAGUCGUCUAUGUUUUGAUAUGCUCAAGGGUUCACCGAAGUUUGACUAUCAGACAUAUUGCGAACAAAAGAGGAAAAGAACUGAUGUUGAUGACCCACCCGUAGAGAAACGAAAGUGCCAUAUUUCUUGCAUUAUCAAUGGUCCUCUGGGCUUUUCAAGUAACCUUGGCAUGACUGAUAAGUCUUCAAUGCAACUGAUCAGGCAUCAUGGGAGCAGGAAUUAUGAUGUCAGUGUCUCUGAAGUUCCUAAGUUCUUAAGAACUGAAACUGUUAUAAGGAAGUCGGGGUCAGAAGGAAAUCAAGGUUCAAAUUGUAUUACACCUAGGCUUGGAAAGCGUUCUAGGCCAUUUAGGUGGCAGCGGCGCCGUUGCAAAUUGCUAAAGCAGUUAACCCUUGAAGAAAAUAGUCUAAAUAUACAGCCAAACACCAGCAGCUUAAGUUAUCAUGCAGAGCUGCAGAUGUCAUUACAAUGUGCUUGCUGUUUAAUCUUGCAAUCUCUUCCAGCGGUUCCUAAGAGAACCAAUAUCCAAAGGCAAUCUAUUUUUUAUAGUCUGGAGCCUUCUCGUUCAGUUCUUCCAAAGAAAAAUAUUUUAUAUUCCUUAAAGCCAAAUUUGGCUUGUUCAGAGCAUCUCAUUGGUAAUAUUUUUGGCUUCUCAGAUGUAAAUGCUAGUGCUCAGUCAACGUUUUGUUUGCACAGCAAUGACUCAUGUCUCAUUAACUCUGAAUGUCUCUAUCACUGUCUUGUUAAGUGUUUUAAGCAAGUCAUUCGGAGGACACAAUGUUGCCAGCAUACAAAACUCUUGAAUAAGCAUUGUGUUUUUCCGUCAUUGAACAAAAAUACAAUUAGAAGAUCAAGUUCUGAAGUUAAGGACAAUAAAUCAGGGAAAAAUUUGCAGAAGACUUGUGUUGAUACUUUGGAUGAUGGAUUUAAAUCAUACUGCUCAAAAAGUCAAGUUGUAUCUUUCGUAUGGGCUGUUUCUAGGACUUUACUUCCUUCGGAAUUAUUGGGUACUCCCCUUGCAUGGAGAACACUGAGGAGAAAUAUUUCAAAGUUUAUACACUUAAGAAGAUUUGAGACAUUUUCAUUGAAGUUAUGCAUGCACAAACUGAAAAUAUCAUGGUUUCCUUUCUUAUCGAAUAAACAUUUCUUUCAAAAAGAAUUCAAGAAUAGGAAUGAUCCUAUGCAUGUUGUCAAACGCAAGUUGUUAGAGAAGUGGAUUUUUUGGUAUUUCUCUUGUUUGGUUGUACCUUUGUUGCAAGCAAACUUUUAUGUUACUGAAAGUGCGAAAGGGAAACAUGAUAUUUACUAUUAUGCAAAACCAAUUUGGGAAAAGUUGGUUGCUAACACUACGGUUUGCUUCAAAGACCGGAGAUAUAGCUACCUAGAUGAUGCGGUUGUACAUAAUAUUCUUAGAGGUAGACAGUUUGGAUUUUCAAAACUUAGGCUUCAACCUAAAGAAGAUGGUGUAAGGAUGGUGGCAAAUCUGAAAGGUUCUUCAACAAUGCCAUUGUCUUUGUCCACUAUAGGAGUUCAAAAUUGGAGAACUAAAGGCAAAGUAAACCACCAAAAAAUCAUGUAUAAACGUUAUCCAUCUGUAAAUUAUGUUCUUCGUGCUGCCCAUACUAUUCUGAAAGGAAUUCUUUUUGAGAAGCCUCACAAGCUAGGUUCUUCCGUGUUUAACUAUGAUGAUGUUUACAAGAAACUAUGCCCAUUUUUGGUUGGCCAGAAGAUAAAAAGAGGAACUAUGCCAAAUUUAUUCAUGAUUACAUCUGACGUGUUACAAGCUUUUGAUUCUAUUGAUCAGAACCACCUUCUAGGCAUAGUUAAAAAUGUUUUAGUGGAGGAUGGGUAUUUUCUUAAAGAAUAUCAUCAAGUUAUAUGCACAAAGAAGUCUUUGUGGGUUCAAAAGCAAUUUAUGAUGUCGGAUGAAUCAAGCAACAAUGGUCACACACGAUUCACUUCAUUUGCGUCCUUUCAAUCUCGGCAUUGUGUCUUUGUUAACCAGGAACGAUGUAAGCUUGUGAAAACGAAAGUUCUGUUUUCAGAUCUUACGGAGCAUGUGAAGCACAAUGUGUUGCAGUUUGAUGGAAAAUUUUACUUACAAGAUGUUGGCAUUCCCCAGGGAGGAGUUUUGUCGUCUUUGCUUUGUUCCAUGUAUUAUGGACAUUUAGAGAAACGUGUAAUAUUUCCAUUUCUUGAAAAGACUAUUGAAUCUGGUUGCUGCAAGGAGAAUAAUGAUGGGCAAACCAACUGUCCUGAUAAAGUCUCAUCUUCCUCUUACAUGCUAAUGCGUUUUCUUGAUGAUUUCCUUUUCAUAUCAACCUCUAAAAGGCAGGCAGACAGCUUUUUCUCCAGGCUACAAAGAGGGUUUCGUGGUUACAAUUGCUACAUGAAUGAGAAAAAGUUUGGUGCGAACUUUGAUGUAGAACAGAUAUCAGGUUCCUCAUUGACAAGGGUUUAUGUGGGUGAAGAUGGUGCUACUUCAUUUCUUCGAUGGAGUGGUCUUCUCAUCAAUUGCUCCACUAUGGAAAUUCAGGCUGACUACACUAAGUACUUGGGUAACCAUUUGAGCUCUACACUUACUGUUCGCUGGCAAGGUAAACCAGGCAUUACUCUUAAGGAGAAGCUGUGUCUCUUUCUAAGACCUAAAUGCUACCCAAUAUUCUUUGAUUCGAAUAUCAAUUCAGCAGCUGUUGUCAGAUUAAAUGUCUUUCAAGUAUUUUUGUUAUGUGCAAUGAAGUUUCAUUGUUAUAUUCGGGAUCUAUCAUUCAUCUGCAAAUUUCACAAAAGAUAUUGUUCAAACAUUAUUCAGGGAUCUUUGAGAUAUUUGCAUCUGUUGAUAAAGAAAAGGAUGCACUCCAUGAGACUUAAUUCAGAUGUACAGCCGAUUCUCGAGUUGGAGAAGGAAGAAGUGGAAUGGCUUGGAUUCCAGGCUUACAUACAAGUACUCAAGAGAAAGGAAUCACGUCAUAAGGAGUUGCUGGCUAUUUUGAGGUCAAGGUUGUUAUCACAUAGAAUGUCUGGGAGGGUCUCACCUGAACUUAAAUAUGCAAUUGAUACCAAAAACUCCUCUUUGCUUUGGGAGAUCAAGUAUUAGCUCUUAAAGGUGAGAGAUAAUCCGACAUGAUAGGGCCACAAGUAGCUUCAGGAAUGCUCCUUGUUUCCAUUUUUUGGGUACAGUUACAUGAUGAUGAGUGGUAAAAUUGGUUAUUAUAUCUGGCACAAGGGUUUUUUUUUACCUGGCUUUGACUGAGUCCACUUGUUGUCUGGUUUAACAGUAGAAAAAAUUACUAGAAAAUGGGAGUUUUAAAUGGUGUACUCCAGUAAUUGUUGAAAUCUAUUACUGGUUUUAUUGUUAAAAAAUCAAACACAAUGUUUCUAUUAUAUUUCAUCCUUGCUGUUCAAUGGUAAACAAGGAACAGAACAUGUACA
Molecule: messenger RNA, 4033 nt
Organism: Vigna umbellata (rice bean)
Lineage: Eukaryota; Viridiplantae; Streptophyta; Magnoliopsida; Fabales; Fabaceae
Source: RefSeq, a predicted model, not a curated record